Molecule: messenger RNA, 729 nt
Organism: Cavenderia fasciculata
Lineage: Eukaryota; Evosea; Eumycetozoa; Acytosteliales; Cavenderiaceae
Exons: 4
Coding region: 1-729 (242 amino acids)
Source: RefSeq, a predicted model, not a curated record
AUGUCAACCAAAAGAUUCAAUCAACAAACAACAAAAGAUAAUAAAGCAAUAAAAAAGAAACAAAAAAAUAAAAUAGUAGAAGAAGAAGAAGAGGAAGAGGAAGAAACAACUACCUCUACUACUACUACUACUACUGCUUCACCUAUUGUUUAUCAUGGUGAAUUAAAAUGUCAAUCAACAACCAAACAAUACGCAUGGUACGUCAGCAAAGCCACUUCCGAAACUAUCGCAAAAGGACAAGGAUCAAAGACAACUGCAGUUCAUGCUGGAAGAAAGGAUGGACUUGAUCUCGAGUCUGAUGGAAGUGUUGGAAAGAAAUACAAAAAGUCACGUGACAAGAUGUUUACAGACGCUGAUCCACACAGACACAAGUAUAAAGAUGACAAGGGCAAGCCUCUCAAACCCAAGUUCUUUGUCUAUUACGAUAAGGAUGGUAAAGAACAUCGUCUUGGAAUUGUGCAGUGCCGUCAAUUCUAUUGUAACUAUUAUGAGAGAUUGGUCAAACAACAAGACCAGUUCAAACAAUUGGUGCAACUACACCGAACCGGAACCAAUCUACAAAUCAUUGGCUACGAUGCAAGACACGUACCAAGUGAUCAAGCAUCCAUUGAUAAAGAGUAUCUAAACGCAUUCAAACCAUUUGGUCAUGAAUUGGUAUUAUUUGCAAUGUUAAUCAUUCAAGAUGAAUCAAAUUAUCCAUGGAGAACAAAUAAAACUUUUGAUUUCUAG